Molecule: messenger RNA, 486 nt
Organism: Pseudogymnoascus destructans
Lineage: Eukaryota; Fungi; Ascomycota; Leotiomycetes; Thelebolales; Thelebolaceae
Exons: 2
Coding region: 1-486 (161 amino acids)
Source: RefSeq, a predicted model, not a curated record
AUGGACUCGCAGGAUGAUGAGAAGAGUCCUAAGAGUCCAGGACUCCGAGGACUCAACUUCUGCUGUAGUGAUCGCGACCAGUCUCCACGCCGGCCUAGAUCAUCACAACAAGGCCGAAUCAGUCAGGAAGAUUGUGCCUAUCGCAGGCAAGCUAAGCCUGAAUUCGAUAAUAAUACCCCUGAGGAGAUGCUGCCGCAGCAGCAAGACGAAGAAGAUAAUAUCAAUAGCGAUGGCAAUGGAAUACAACAGUCAGACGAAAAUACGGCGAGGGUAGCGCCAAUAACUGAAAUGGGCGACGAACUCCAUCUCCCCGCAAGUGUGAUUAGAAGGACCAGCUUAGCCAAGCGCCACAGGAUCCUCCACCCCCGCAGUCCAUCCCUGGAGCCAAGCCUAGAACAAGCGACAAGCAACAGCUACAAUUACAGCGACGACAAGCUCAGUACCACCGAAGCUGAGUCAGAUGAGAGCGACCGAAGGCGAUUGUAA